AUGGAGCUCACCUCAGCCCUUCUCCACAAAGGACAGGUCUUCUGGAGGGGACUCCUGCUUACAGUCUCUCUUUUAAACUACUGGAACUCUGCCACUACUGCCCAAGAGUAUAACAUCACUGUUGAAGCAGUUCCACCCAUUGUUGCUGUAGGGAAUAACUGUCUUCUAGUUGUCCACGGUCUGCCGAAUAAAUACCAGCUCAUGAACUGCACAGCACUGCUACCGAAGCCCACCAUCACAACCAACAAUUCCAAUCCCAUGGAGGGUGAGGACUCAGUAGCAUUAAUGUGUGAGCCUGAGACUCAGAAUACAGCCUACCUGUGGAGGAUAAAUGGCCAAAGCCUCUCAGAAGAGGACAGGCUGAAGCUGUCUGAGGACAACAGGACUCUCACUUUACUCAGUGUUGUGAGGACUGACACAGGACCCUAUGAAUGUACCUGGAACCCAGAGAAACCUCACAUCUCCUGCCACACAGAUGCUAACCCACCUGCACAGUACUCUUGGUUUGUCAAUGGAGAGCUCCAGUCAUUCUCCCAAGAGCUCUAUGUUCCCAACAUCAAUACUAAUAAGAGUGGAUGUUAUACCUGCCUCAUCUAUAACUGUCACUGUCCUCUCAUAGCACUGCUACCCAAGCUCAACCUCACAACCAACAAUUCCAAUCCCAUGAAGGGUGAGGACUCAGUAGCAUUAAUGUGUGAGCCUGAGACUCAGAAUACAGCCUACCUGUGGAGGAUAAAUGACCACAGACUCUCAAAAGAGGACAGGCUGAAGCUGUCUGAGGACAACAGGACUCUCACAUUACUCAGUGUUGUGAGGACUGACACAGGACCCUAUGAAUAUCAUAUCCCCCUCAAAUAUUCAUUCCCAUUCAAGGAGAAACCUCACAUCUCCUGCCACACAGAUGCUAACCCACCUGCACAGUACUCUUGGUUUGUAAAUGAAGAGCUCCAGUCAUCCUCCCAAGAGCACUAUAUUCCCAACAUCAAUACUAAACCAGUGAUUAAACCCUCCAUCCAAUUCACCAACACCACAGUCAAAGGCCUGACCUCUGUGAUCCUGAAGUGCUUGUCAAACGACACUGGGAUCUCAAUCCAUUGGCUCUUCAAAGGCCAGAGUCUGAGGAUCACGAAUGAGAUGAGGCUGUCCCCGAACAACAGCACCCUCGAAAUAGUCCCUGCCAGGAGUUCGCAUUCCGGGGACUAUCAGUGUGAAGUAUCCAAUCAAGUCAGUUCCAAGAGGAGUGACACCAUCCAGGUGGACAUAACAGCACUGCUACCCAAGCCCAACAUCACAACCAACAAUUCCAAUCCCAUGGAGGGUGAGGACUCAGCAGCAUUAAUGUGUGAGCAUGAGACUCAGAAUACAGCCUACCUGUGGAGGAUAAAUGACCAAAGCCUCUCAGAAGAGGACAGGCUGAAGCUGUCUGAGGACAACAGGACUCUCACUUUACUCAGUGUUGUGACUGACACAGGACCCUAUGAAUGUGAAAGGAACUCAGUAAGUGCCUCCCCAAGUGACCCAUUCUCUCUGAACACUACCUAUGAUCCAAAUGUCCUGAUCAUAUCCCCCUCAAAUAUUCAUUUCCAUUCAAGGACAAACCACAUCUCCUGCCACACAGAUGCUAACCCACCUCAACAGUACUCUUGGUUUGUCAAGGGAGAGCUCCAGUCCUCCUCCCAAGAGCUCUUUAUCCCCAAUAUUAAUACUAAUAAUAGCAGAUCCUAUUCCUGUCUCAUCUAUAAUAUUUUUCCUGGAGUCUAUAGGACCACAGUCAAGAACAUUACAGUCCUUAAUCUAGUGACUACACCCUCCAUCCAAGUCACCAAAAACACAGUGAAAGUCCUGACCUCUGUGUUCCUGAAGUGCUUGUCAAAUGACACUGGGAUCUCAAUCCAUUGGCUCUUCAAAGGCCAGAGUGUGGUGCUCACAGAGAGGAUGAAGCUGUCUCAGAACAACAGCACCCUCCAAAUAGACUCUGUGAGGAUUGAGGAUUCCGGGGAUUAUCAGUGUGAAGUAUCCAAUCAAGUCAGUUCCAAGAGGAGCGACCCCAUCCAGCUGGACAUUUUACAUGGUCCAGAUGUCCAGAUCAUAUCCCCCUCAAAUAUUCAUUUCCAUUCAAGGACAAACCACAUCUCCUGCCACACAGAUGCUAACCCACCUCAACAGUACUCUUGGUUUGUCAAUGGAGAGCUCCAGUCAUCCUCCCAAGAGCUCUUUAUCCUCAAUAUCAAUACUAAUAAUAUCGGAUCCUAUUCCUGCCUCAUCUAUAACGUUUUUCCUGGAGUCUAUAGGACCACAGUCAAGAACAUUACAGUCCUUAAUCCAGUGACUCCACCCUCCAUCCAAGUCACCAACAACACAUUCAAAGAUAUGACCUCUGUCUUCCUGAACUGCUUGUCAAACAACACUGGGAUCUCUGUCCAUUGGCUCUUCAAAGGCCAGAGUGUGGAGCUCACAGACAGGAUGAAGCUGUCCCACAACAACAGCACCCUCCAAAUAGACUCUGUGAGGAUUGAGGAUUCUGGGGACUAUCAGUGUGAAGUAUCCAAUCAAGUCAGUUCCAAGAGGAGUGACCCCAUCCAGCUGGACAUAAUCCGUGAGUGA
This is a messenger RNA of Peromyscus californicus insignis, 2604 nucleotides long. Its product is annotated as carcinoembryonic antigen-related cell adhesion molecule 5-like. Gene Ontology annotation, cellular component: plasma membrane; cell surface. NCBI's taxonomy places the organism in Eukaryota, Metazoa, Chordata, Mammalia, Rodentia, Cricetidae. The record is from RefSeq and is a predicted model, not a curated record. Gene Ontology annotation, molecular function: protein tyrosine kinase binding. Gene Ontology annotation, biological process: signal transduction; regulation of immune system process.